AGCCCGCGCGCCGCCGCCUCGUGCGCAGGCGCGGCCCGGGCGGCGCGGCGGCGGCGGCGGCGGGCUGCGGCCCGGGAUGCUCCAGCGUGCGCGAUGGCCCCCGCCAUGCAGCCGGCCGAGAUCCAGUUUGCUCAGCGGCUGGCGUCCCACGAGAAGGGCAUCCGGGACCGCGCGGUGAAGAAGCUGCGCCAGUACAUCAGCGUGAAGACACAGAGGGAGACAGGAGGUUUCAGCCAAGAAGAACUUCUAAAAAUAUGGAAAGGGCUCUUCUAUUGCAUGUGGGUGCAGGAUGAACCCCUUCUACAGGAGGAGCUGGCGGACACUAUCUCCCAGCUUGUCCACGUGGCUAACAACUCAGAGGCUCAGCACCUGUUCAUCCAGACCUUCUGGCAGACCGUGAACCGGGAGUGGCCGGGCAUCGAUGGGCUGCGCCUGGACAAGUUCCACAGGCUGAUCCGUCUGGUCCUGAGGCAGUCCUUUGAAGUUCUGAAGCGGAACGGCUGGGAGGAAAGCCGAAUCAAGCUUCUCCUCGACGUCUUGAUGAAGGAGGUCCUGCAUCCUGAGAGUCAGUCUCCGAACGGAGUGAAGUUCCACUUCAUUGACAUUUAUCUGGAUGAGCUGUCCAAGGUGGGGGGGAAGGAGCUUUUGGCAGAUCAGAAUCUCAAGUUCAUCGAUCCAUUCUGCAAGGUCGCUGCCAAGACGAAGGACCAGACUCUGGUACAGACGAUAGCUAGGGGUGUUUUUGAAGUCAUCAUGGAUCAGUCUCCUUCUGUACCUGAAGAGACGGUCGAGGAGCAGAAAACCAAAGUGGGUGACCGUGACCUUUCUGCAGAAGAGACGUCUGAAGAUGAGAUGACGUGGAGAAAAGGAGUCAGUAAAAAAACGGCGCUGGGCAGGUAUCACUCCAGAAAAGAGGGGGUUGCUGAGGAAGGUGGACUGGAUGGCAGCAGAAGUGUGGAGGACGCCGGGCCGCUCCUCCAGUUUGACUACAAGGCAGUUGCUGACCGACUCCUGGAAAUAACCAACAGGAAAAACAUCCCUCCCUUCAACAGGAAACGUCUUUCUAAGCUAAUCAAAAAAUUCCAAGAUCUCUCUGAAGCAGGCAGUCUCUCUCACCUCGGUUUUGCUGAGGACACUUCUGCUGAGGGAGGUGACCAAAGCCUCACUCAAGGAAGGCGUGAGAAGAAAGAGAAUAAACUUGUGGAGAAGACGGAGAUGGAAAGAGAGAGAGGGACCAAGGUCUCUCCUGCCGAGGAAGAGGAGAGUGCAGGUGGCGCUCCGAAGAGAAAAAGGAAGAAGAAGAAGAAGAAGAACCACCUUCGGCCUGAACGCUUAGGGCCCGAUGGUGCAGCCACGUGCCCAGAGCAGGCUGGCAGCCAGGAGCCCGAGGCCGGUGCCCGUCCCGGAAGCGCCCAGCAGGCGAGCGUGGCCGCGCUGGGGACGCUGGCCACGCCCGGCCCCCGGGAGCAGAUCGGCUCGGCGCGCCCCUCCGUGCACAGCAGGAGGAAGCGCCCCAGGAAGCGGAGUCUGAGGGUCCCGGUGGAGAGCCCGGGCUCUGCGGAGGGAGCGGCCCCGGCCGGUGGCGCCCCAGUCCUGAAGAGGAAGCGGGAGCUCGGGGCCCUGCUGGUCAACGGCAGCAGCCCACCCGUGCUGGCCUGGGCCCCGGCCCUGGCGGAGGGCCCUCCAGCAAGCCCAGCAGACAGCGAGGACCGCCCUGCCACCCCGCCCCUGGGCGGGAAACUGAAGAAAAAGAGAGGGAGGCCCAGCAGCCUUGACCUCUGUGACCCGUCCACUCAGAAAGCUGCCGUUAUGAGAAAGAGGAAGAAGAUGAACGAGCUGUCAAAGCUGGCGGAGCGCAGAGGGAUCAAGCUCAUCCAGGCUCUGGGGAGCAGCGGGGCACUCAGCCCUCUGAAGAGGAAGCGGAGGACGGAGAAGGACUUUGUGAAGUUCGACGCCGCCUCCUCCCCGAAGCCCCUGUUCUUCAGGAAGGCCAAGAGCGGCACUGCCGCCCCCUCGCCAGCCCCCGCUCUGCAGCCACACAGAACACCGUCCAGCUCCAAGAAGGUGACCUUCGGGUUGAACAGGAACAUGACGGCGGAAUUCAAGAAGACGGACAAGAGCAUCUUGGUCAGUCCCACGGGCCCUUCGCGGGUGGCCUUCAACCCUGAGCAGAGGCCCCUGCACGGGGUGCUGAAGACCCCCACCAGCUCGCUGGCCAGCACAGCCCUGGGGACCAUGAAGGCGCUGACCGCCACGCCAAAGAGAAGGCCAACGGCCAUGGACUUCUUCUAGGACAGUCAAGAGUCCUUUUAAAGACUGCUUUUGUACAGGGUGUUCUAUAAAUUAUAGCGUUGGAAAGGUGGGGCCUUUUUAUUGUUUUCUAAAUUCCCACAAUUGUACGUUCGAGGUUCCGGGUGAGCCGCGGGGCCGCGGGCGUCUGGGCUGAGCUGCGACUAGAUGAAUCUGGGGCGUGGGCUCUCCCUUCAGGCCUUCUCAGCUGUGGGCGACCUCGGUGCCCCUGCGGUGGCGCCAGGCCUGUGGCUGAGCGCAUGCUGCCCGGGGACUUCCCAGGGCCCCGGCUGCCUCACCAGCCCCCGGCGGGUGCAGAACUGCCGAGCGAGGCUGGCUUUCCAGUAUGGUCUGUUUUGUUUCUUUUCCAAAGCCUGUAGGGCUUGGUUCCCAUGCUCCGUGGUUGUUUGGCAGUUUGGGUGGAGGUGACCUGUAACUGCUUUUUCUCCGCACUCUCAGUGCCCGCUCGGCGGUGGUGGCCCUGCACACUGGGGGCGCACGCAGGGGCAGGAGAGAAGAGCCUCUUUCCUCGGGGGUCGGGCGUUUCCUUCCCUCCGCCGCAGCCUGGUUUCCUACCUCUGGGCCAGCUGAGGGUGUCCUCCCCGGGCGCCGGGCACAGGCCCGUGUGCGGGUCCUGGUGGUCCGGGUGAGUCGGCGCCCUCCGUGGCUGGUGGCCCCAUGAGCAGCUUCCCCGUCUUCAGUCCCAGCUCCCGUCUUCAGAGGCGCGGCCACCGUGUCUGAAACCUGGGUUCCUGCUGGAAGGCAAAGCAGCGGCCUUGAAGAGUGGUCUGUGCUUAUUUAUUUGCUCAUCGCUCCCUUUUCUCAGAUGUUGAAGUUUGCACUUACAGAUUUUUAUGAAGUUCUAGUUUUAGUUCAUUACCGCAGUCGGGGGUGGGAGGCGCUCAGACUUCAGUUGGAGAAACAGCAGUGCAGCUCAGAGCAGUGCCGGCCGGGCGCGCUCCUCUCGGGACGCGGCGUCUGGCCCUCGAGCCUGAGUGCUGGGUGGGACACAGAACCAGAAACCUCAGGACAGCCCCAGGGCCCCUCCUGGCUCUGUCUUGAGUGUACAGCCCUAAGGAGGGGUGCAGAAUGUGGGGGGGACGUACGUCCAGCUCUCGGCUCAGGCGACCUCAGGCCUCCUCCCUCCCCCCGCGCAGGAGCCCCAGUUUCUCAGCACAGCCCAAGCCAGCCCCCUUCGCUGCUCCCCAGCAGAGGACCCCAGCGUUGCCUCGGUGGACCCAGCCGGGACUUGGGGUGACAGCCCCGCUGGGGUCGCAGGGCUGAUGUGACAUUGGUUUCCUCAAUCACGUGAUCAGGGUGGGGCCCUCUGCAGAGACCUCUGCAGAGACUGCUGUGCUUGCAGGUCAGGGCGGCGGGCCUGUGGGGGCCCUGGUGAGGAGGGCGUGUGAACUGUUCUCCGCCUGCUGUCUAAUAAAGCUUUGUCACAAUCAGGCCACGAGAAAACAGUCGUUAACAUCGUGGGGUUAAGUCAUUGUAACACGGCCUCACGUGUGAGGUGACCUUGUGGUGGCUGCGUGGCUUUUCGUGUGCUGCCUUUGAUGUAGUCCAUCGAAACCAAAACUGGUAGUGUGAGAGGGUUAGAUUUGAAUACUCAGAUAAGUUUAACUUUCUGUUUUAAAAACAAUGUUUGACUAUCCUUGGUCAAAUUAUUUUUUAUCCAUUUUUAUUUUAGCAUUCAAGAUGGGUCAUGUCGCCACAUGGGCCGUGUAGUCCAGCGUCUUAGCAAGACGUCUUGUCCCACAGCAGCAGUGGCUCAUUUGUCCCGCAGUGGAGGGCGGGGACUUUCUUCUUCGCCCUGAGGUGUCAUCUGUCACUCCUGAGGCCCCAGUGGGGCGUCGCAGGGACGUCCCACCUGGGUCUGGGGCCCAGGAGUGACAGUGUCUCAGAUGCCACGUGCCCUUCUCUGACUGUCCUGACUUAACUCCAUUUUGUGGGUAAGCUCAGUAGGCUUACUGUGGCUUAUUUUUAAUGCCUAAAUUUUGGCAACAAAGAAAGAAAAAACACAAUUUUUUAAAAUGCUCAUUCCAUACACUCACAAGAGUGUCUCACGUGAGAAGAAUGUCUUUAGAACACCAGUUUUCUAUUGAAUGCGUGUUAUUUUCCUAGGUACAGUUGCCGGGGGAACUUGGAAGUCCAGAAAAGGAAAUGGUGUAAGUUAAUGGCAGGAUCUUCCAGGAUUUUUUGUAAAAUGAUCCCCCUUCCUCAUGCCCCAUAAGACUGAUUAAUUUUGUACGAUUUGGUAUCACGCUUUGCAGAUGUAUUACCCUUUCUAACUGUUACCGAACUGAAAGCACAAGGAAAAGCAUAAAGAAAAUCGGGAAGCAGUUGCUCGUGUUGGAAGGAGUGUGAAAUUGAAUCCGUCCUUUGACUUGUGUGCGUGUGUUUUCUCUGAGUUUUCCUGACUCUGCUGGCAAGGCCUGUUUGUUUACAAUCAUUUUGUAUUCAUGUCUGCAGAGUUUAUCAGUACUCGUCAAAGCCAAAUCCAAUAAAAAAACCGGUCUUUG
Messenger RNA from Hippopotamus amphibius kiboko, 4814 nucleotides. It is a transcript of the gene RRP1B, whose product is annotated as ribosomal RNA processing 1B. Gene Ontology annotation, cellular component: nucleus; preribosome, small subunit precursor; preribosome, large subunit precursor. Gene Ontology annotation, biological process: rRNA processing. NCBI's taxonomy places the organism in Eukaryota, Metazoa, Chordata, Mammalia, Artiodactyla, Hippopotamidae. The record is from RefSeq and is a predicted model, not a curated record. Bases 94 to 2292 code for a protein of 732 amino acids. The transcript has 16 exons.